Debaryomyces hansenii CBS767 is the source of this 729-nucleotide messenger RNA. RefSeq names its product Srr1p (gene SRR1). NCBI's taxonomy places the organism in Eukaryota, Fungi, Ascomycota, Pichiomycetes, Serinales, Debaryomycetaceae. Gene Ontology annotation, biological process: phosphorelay signal transduction system. Bases 1 to 729 code for a protein of 242 amino acids. The transcript has a single exon. The record is from RefSeq and is a predicted model, not a curated record.
AUGGAUCAGGUACAGUUUGAUUUUGAUCUGAAAUCAAGCUGCUCGACACAGACCAGGCAUUCGGCUAAUAUUUUUAAUAAGACCAACAAUAUGAUAUACAACAACCAACUUGGUACACCUCCGGCGCUUCCUAGUCCAGACUAUGACUAUAGGAUGGAUUACUUUCAUUAUAAACCAGUAAGUGGUGAUGUAAGAGAUGAAAGUGCCGAUAUGGUCGAGGCGGAAUACGUGGAUUGUGAUCUCAAACCUAAAUUGUCGGUUGAUGUGAAUACGUUUGGUGGAAACCAGCAGUUUAUAUCACCAAUUGAACUUGGAGAGUAUAAAAAAUUCACUCCUAAUACUAAUCCAUACAACUUUUUACUUGUGGAUGAUAACUUUAUCAAUUUGAAGAUAUUAGAAAGAGUACUCCUUAAAUUAUACCCAAAUUGCACGAUCGUGAAGACACAGGAUUCCACAAAGAUAAUGGCAUUGUUGCAUUCACAAACAUUUGAUGUAGCAUUUCUCGACAUUGAGAUGCCAGGUUUAACAGGCAUAGAGUUAGCAAAAAUGAUUAGAAUGGAAGAUAAGUUGAACCAAGUGGGCAUCAUUGCUGUGACCACUAAGAGUUUGCCAUGCGACAAAAUAAUUUAUGAGCAAGCUGGUAUUGAUCAUACUUUCGCAAAGCCAUUAAACUAUUCAUUUGAUCAUAUCAUUACUUGUAUUGAGAAGGUUUUAAGGGCGAAAAUAUAA